AUGUUGUAAGUGAACGGUUCCUGCUGAGGAAAGCCUCUGUGGCUUUGGCAACGUCUGCAGUGAGUCAAACUCCACGUUCACGAACAAACAGACUGUGAUUUUCAGCUCAGACAAGUUUAACUAACCAAAGAGGACAUGUGCGUGACUGCUUCACGGCAAGACCAUGGCAGGUGAGAUGGAAAGGCGAUAUUGAACUGGCUCUGACAUGCUGAUGAAGUGUGGACACACCCUGGUGUAGUCAGGAGAGAAAAUGGAGGACAGCUGCAUGCUUUCUGGACCAGGCAGGAUAAACAGUGGUUGCUAACGGCACGUCACCUCCGGCCAGUUUUGUUGCAUAAUAAGAAACUCAAGCAUAGUUUUAGACUCUGGAAGAAGUAGACAGCCAACAACAUUGCAGCUGGACUGGUGCUAAGGACUUUGUGAGUGUCUAGUAUACAAAAUCAUCAGGUUUGAAGUAAGGAAAGGAAAGGCAGUAACAAGGUAAAACUUUCUUCUUUAUGACAGACAUGUGGAAAAGUGUUUGAAUGUACAGAGAAAGAGACAGAGUGUGUUUAGCUUUGCUGCUUUAAGAGAAAUAUACGGUGUGUAGGGUAGUGAAACAAAUUCCAGAUUUUUAACGCAAAUGAUAUCAUCAACAAAGCAAUUUCAAUAAAAAGUUAAUAUCAAAUUAGGACUUUAUUAGUAUUUGGUUUCUGCCCUUUCUGUCAACGGAAGGAUGAACCCUGGUAAAUUGCGCAAAACCUGAUGAUCUAUGUUUUCCCAGCAUGAAUUGGGAGUCUUCCAAAAAGAUCCUUGAGUCAAGAAAUCUGACCUUUCGUACAAGAGCGUUCACAUGUCUAGAAAAGUGCAGAAUCUUAGACAUUACUUCUUCACUGUAUCUUUAUUCAUUGUUUUCUAAUUUAAAUUCUACUUAACAAUUCUUUUGAAUCCAAAUCUCAGAUUUUCGCACGUUGGAGAUGUGACCUGACAGACUGUGCUUAACCGGUUUCCAUGUAUAAUUUUGUUCCCUUCAGCUGGCUGAGAAAACAGCUCAUGCAACAUGGGAACGAACAGCAUUGGCUGAAUAACUUAAUGCAAUGGCACUCCUUUCCGUGCUUUACUGAAACAUCCUGGUGGACUCAAAGGAACCUCUUUCAGAGAUGAUUCUGUGUAGUCAGAUGGCUUUUGCAGUUUUCCACUGCAUAAUGUGGUUCACUGUGCCUGUCCUCCUGCGCUCUGAAUUCAAGGUGGCGUACGUAACCGAGCGCAGCAUCUUCACGUGCACAUGUGCACAGGAAUUGGCCUUCUGUGAGAAAAUGAACUCCAGUGAAUGUAGCAACUGCAACGAACAAACGUCUGUGCUGCAGAGAGGAGAGCGACCCAUCCCGGUGCAGAAGAAACGACUUACAGUGUGGUACACUUCACCGCUCAAUGUGGCCCUUCUUUUGAACAACUCAGAGAUCAGGCACUUGUCAUUGGUCCAGUGUAGGCCUGCUUCUGACCAGCCAAUAGCGAUUGACUUCUUCACAGUACAGCGCCUUGAGACGCUCACAGUCACCUGGAGGCCUGGCCAGAGUCAAAAUGUCAUCAUAGGCAAGGACAGGGGUGCCCCCUACCAUGAGGAAUCGAGAAUCGCUGUCAUUCACACUUCAGUGCUGACUGGAAAAACUGAGCUGAAGUCCUACACAGUCCAAACCAAAGUGGAUCACAGUGGGACGAUAUCCUUCCCAGACAUUUUUUUAUCUCGCACUGGACUUUCUGAGCUGUCCAGAAUAUUUGUCACUUUUCUGUACUAAGAGGCAUUUCAUAUCAUGAAUCAAAUGUCAUUUCCUAAAUUACACAGCGUUGAAUUUGAACACUUUUAAUGCACAUUGUCUAUGCCAUGUGUUGCGGUUACCAUAUCACAUAUAUCUAUUGUAAAUAUUUACAGGGAGUCAGCCAUUUUAAGGGCUGUCUCAUUCGCAAUAUCCUUCAAGUUGACCUUAACGUUAGUUCUCUAAAAAAUCCCAAAAUGCACCACAAAAACAAGGGACCACCGAUGCUGCAUAUGUUCGCUUACCGGAAAUCACGUGACAGGUUUUGAAGACAUUUAACCGAAAUCACAGGAGCCAACUCAAUGAACUUCAUGAAAUGCAAUAUUACUUUUGAAAAGACAUAUGUUUUUUUAUGGUAUGUAUAAACAAACGUUGCAAUACAUGCAGGGGACGCAAUUACACUUAACAGUUAAAUUUAAUAAUCUACAAAUUUGUGCACUGAUAUGUAACAGAAUAAUGGAAGUGUUUCUUAUAUGUAGGCCUACUUGUAUACCAGUGUUUAAAAAAUAAAGUCAGAGAUGUCGGUUUUGCAGAUUGUUGAUUAAUACCAGCUGUGAAGUAUCACAACACAGCUGCAAUAUGACCGUGUGUUAAAUGCAAGCAGCAUUUCUUGUGAAGACACCCGACAUUUUGUCGAGAGUCUGAGGCGGCUCAAAUAGGCGGCCGCCUUCUAAUUCUCUAUGCCGGAGAAAGCCUGGUAACGUUUUUGAUAAUAAUGUCAAUUUGCCUGUAGCACAAGAUGGUGCCGGUAGGAGGUUUUGACUAGAACUGAUACAGCUACCUCAGCUGGGCAUGCGCACUUCAAUAACGCAUCAUUUUUGUCAAGCUGGAAACAGUUAUUUCAUAUGUUUUUCUUUUUGUAGGGUUAAGGUUGGAUAGGUGUAGGUGUUAACUAAUGUAAUUAAUUGUAAUUAUAUGGCAAGAUUUUGCACCACUUCCAGCCGUAGCUGUAUCCCUUUAUAGCAACAACCCCGGUUGGUAGGGUCGGCAGACUUAUAUCAGGUCGUAUAACACCGUAUGGGAAAAUGACGGAUUUUGAUCGGCAAAUAUUUACUAAUAUAUCAGCGAUAUGACAGAUCAUCUGUACAGUGCAUUGAGCCAAAACAACUUGAUAGUGUUGUAUGACCGGAAAUUAAGCUGCCGACUCUGGCGUCGAAAAUGCUCACCAGUGCCAUCUUGUUUAACUAGCCCGCGUUGAGUCUGGCCCAUUUAAUUAUUAUGCAGUUGCAUAUUAAAGUAAGGUUGAGAAACAUAAAAAUAGGCUAUAUCAAAGCAAAGUUCACACACAGUCCAAAUAAUAUCAGAAAAACGCGUUACAACAAACUACAACAUGCUUCUAUAUACUACAAAAUGCUUCUUCCGGGUUUUGUGACUUCAGAGCGGUUUUUAUUUUAAUGUUGUAUAACCCAGUCCUACGUCAAAAUUGGGGCGAGGCCUGGGAAUGGUGACCCCCAAAUAAACACAAAAAUAAACAAACAGAAGUUGUUUUGCAAAUGCACUGGUGUUUAUGUUUGUUUUUAAUUAGGCUAUACCGUUUUAAAGUGAAACUUGCUUUAGUGUUAUUUGUCCUAAUAUGACAAUAAGCUUUAACAUUGGAAUAGAUCGACAUAUAAUAAAUACUGUAUUAUUAAAGUCCCUAUGUAAUCCAAAUGGA
Messenger RNA from Triplophysa dalaica, 3447 nucleotides. RefSeq lists its product as uncharacterized. The record is from RefSeq and is a predicted model, not a curated record. Bases 1140 to 1775 code for a protein of 211 amino acids. NCBI's taxonomy places the organism in Eukaryota, Metazoa, Chordata, Actinopteri, Cypriniformes, Nemacheilidae. The transcript is spliced from 3 exons.